AUGGACCAGACCGAAGCCCUGCCAGACGACACGCUCGCCAGCAUCCUCGGCCGCCUUCCGCCGUGCGACCUCGCCGCGUCCCGCUGCGUCCGCAAGACGUGGCGCGCCGUGGUGGACGCCCGCCGCCUGCUGCUCCCGCACCUGCUCCCGCAUUCGCUGCAUGGCAUCUUCAUCAACUACAUCGACUACGAGAGCCCGCGCUGCUUCUCGCGCCCCUCCACACAGAAGCCCGCGAUCGACUGCAACCUCGACUUCCUGCCUGGUUACGCCGAGGAUUUCGAUUCAAUCGUAGAUCACUGCAACGGCCUCUUGCUUUAUGAGAGCGACAUGAACUUGUGCUCCUACGUGGUCAACCCCGCCACGAGACAAUGGGAACGUCUCCGCUACAAGACCGACGCCCGCCACCACCUCGCAUACCUUGCGUUCGACCCUGCCGUCUCACCCCACUAUGAGGUGCUUUUGAUCCCGUGUGUACCUGACAAAGUGGACCCUGCACAAGAUUCCAUGGAAUGGCCACCAUCCUCGUGGGUGUUUGAUGUGUUCUCAUCUAGUACAAGGAAAUGGCUCAAGAGAUUAUCUAUGUCGGAUGGCAAGUACCAAGUAAUUAAGAUGCCAAUAGAUAUUGUAGAAAGAAAACAGGAUCAAUAUCUUGGCAAAUCAGAAAAAGGGGUGUACCUUGCAGCUAUAAUAUAUGAUGAACAUAUACUCCAAGUUAAAACCCUUGUUGAAUCAAGCAGACACAUAGAUUGGGUGUUGAAGUAUCAUGUUGAUCUUGAGCCAUGUGCAACGGCAGAUUGCCGGAUCGACACAGGUGAGCUCGAGGGAUUUGAAAAAACAUGGACCUUAGAUGGAGGACGACGAGAAGGAGGAUGGGGAGAAGCAGAUGAAGAAAAAGGAGAAGGAGAAAACGGUGGAAUGCUAAUACCGAAGAAUCUAGAAUGGGACUCCGACGAUGAUAAUGUUCUGAAUGGUAAAGCUGAUUAUGGAUGCUUCUAUGGAAGGAACGUCUACUUCCUUGGCUUUCACCCCUACAAGGAGGUUGUUUUCUUGGGGUUAUCAUUUACAGGAAUGGCUUAUCAUUUGGAAAGCUCGAAGGUUCAGUAUCUGGGAGACAUGCGCCCAAAAGAUUACUAUCAUGGACAUGCGAAUGGCAUAUACGACUCAUUUCCGUACACCCCUUGCAUGAUUGGGGAGCUUCGAAAUCAUGCUUCAAGGAGUCGUCGCAGAGGUUGGAGCAUUUAA
Aegilops tauschii subsp. strangulata is the source of this 1242-nucleotide messenger RNA. Its product is annotated as F-box protein At5g07610-like. Gene Ontology annotation, molecular function: protein binding. The record is from RefSeq and is a predicted model, not a curated record. NCBI's taxonomy places the organism in Eukaryota, Viridiplantae, Streptophyta, Magnoliopsida, Poales, Poaceae.